UAACGAAAGAAAGAUGGAACCAGAUGCUUCUUUAAAAGAAAGCACUUUGCCUUACCUGUGAAUUAAUAAAAAAGGUUGCCCCUUACUCGCAGAUGUAGGAAGAAGGCUUUUCUCGCCAACUGAACCCCAAUAGGCUAUUUUGGACUUUUUGCACAUAAUUAUUAAAGAUAGAUUUUCGUGCCAUGCGUAAACCAAGCUGCUGAGAGUCUACCCCAGCCACAAGGGGGAGCUGCUCCAGUAGUUCAGGAUACCCCACCCAGCCCCACAAGGGUUGACGGACCCCCUACCUAUACCUAUACCUGAUGAUUACCUAUACCUGAUGAUUUUCAAAAUCCACAGCUCAUUUUCUUUAAUAUGUGACAAGCCUUGCAAAUUGUGAUAAUAUGUAUCAAAUUAGUGGUCCGCAUAACCCAAUAUUUGAAAAUUAUGGAGGUGCAGGCCCAAGUACUUCGAAUCAUCAACAAGAAAUCCAAGAAAGAACAGCGAAGGAAAAACGUGACAAGAAAAGUGUUUUCUCGACUUGAGAUGUUAGAAGGUGAUAAAUCAAUAGGUGCUGGAGCUGCUGUUGGUAUUGGAAAUGUCCUCAGUUCUUUGAUUCAUUCCGUGGCGCGAAAUCCAUCAUUGGCUAAACAAUCAUUUGGUUAUGCCAUUUUGGGCUUUGCUCUCACCGAAGCUAUUGCAUUGUUUGCCCCAAUGAUGGCCUUUCUGAUCUCAUUCGUUUUCCGAUCGGAUAAAAAGUCAUGAGAAGUUAUGUUCUUAAAA
Aegilops tauschii subsp. strangulata is the source of this 762-nucleotide messenger RNA. RefSeq names its product ATP synthase subunit 9, mitochondrial-like. Gene Ontology annotation, biological process: proton transmembrane transport; proton motive force-driven ATP synthesis. Gene Ontology annotation, molecular function: proton transmembrane transporter activity. NCBI's taxonomy places the organism in Eukaryota, Viridiplantae, Streptophyta, Magnoliopsida, Poales, Poaceae. The record is from RefSeq and is a predicted model, not a curated record.